AUGUUCACCUCGCUACGUUCCGCCGUGGUGGCGGCUCUGGCAGUCGUCGCCCAAGUCCAGGCCGCGCCCCAGAGCAGCCCUGGCAACAAAACCACCUCCGACUCGGGAUCCAAGGCGUGCAACAACUCGCCCGAGCUCUGCAGCCGGCAGUACAACAACAUCACGCACAUGGGCGCGCACGACAGCUCCUUCCUGAGGGACGCCAGCACCGGCAACUCGAUAGCAGGGAACCAAUUCAAGAACGCCACGGCCGCCCUCAACGCCGGCAUCCGCCUGCUCCAGGCCCAGAUUCACAAACCGAACACCACGCUUGAGAUGUGCCACACGUCCUGCAGCCUCCUCGACGCCGGGCCCCUCGAGACGUGGCUCUCGGCCGUCAACGACUGGAUGACGGCGAACCCCAACGAAGUCGUCACCCUGCUGCUCGUCAACUCGGACAGCGCCCCCGCCUCCGACUUUGGCGCCGUCUUUGAGAGCUCGGGCAUCUCCAAGCUCGGCUACAAGCCGCAGACGACGAGUGCGACGACCAAUUGGCCCACCCUCGACAGCAUGAUUAGCCAGGGCACCCGCGUCGUGUCCUUCAUCACCAACAUGAACUACUCGGCCUCGACGCCGUACCUGCUGCCCGAGUUCGACUUUGUCUUCGAGACGCCAUUCGAGGUGACGCAGCUGACGGGUUUCAACUGCACCGUCGACCGUCCGUCGCGGGCCAGGCCGGCGACGACGGCCAUCUCCAAUGGCUGGAUGGGCCUAGUCAACCAUUUCAAGUACCAGAGCCUGGCCUCCAACAUCAUGGUGCCGGACGUGGACCGCAUCGACGUGGUCAACAGCGCCGCCACCACGGCCGACGGCAACCUCGGCAAGCACGUCCAGCAGUGCAAGUCGGAAUGGACCAAGGUGCCCAACUUUGUCCUGGUCGACUUCUGGGACAAGGGCGACCCCAUGGCCGCCGCCGACAGCCUCAACGGCAUCAGCAGCGCGACAGGCCGCAAGAACUCCAACAGCGAGACGUCGACGGGCAGCGCCACCAACGGUCGCAGCCUUGAGUACGGCGCGCUGUGGACCUUUUUGACGGCCGCUCUUCUGCUGCUGUAG
Purpureocillium lilacinum is the source of this 1095-nucleotide messenger RNA. RefSeq lists its product as uncharacterized. Gene Ontology annotation, molecular function: phosphoric diester hydrolase activity. Gene Ontology annotation, biological process: lipid metabolic process. The record is from RefSeq and is a predicted model, not a curated record. Lineage: Eukaryota; Fungi; Ascomycota; Sordariomycetes; Hypocreales; Ophiocordycipitaceae.